Molecule: messenger RNA, 1675 nt
Organism: Vollenhovia emeryi
Lineage: Eukaryota; Metazoa; Arthropoda; Insecta; Hymenoptera; Formicidae
Gene: park
Product: E3 ubiquitin-protein ligase parkin
Exons: 8
Coding region: 100-1602 (500 amino acids)
Biological process (GO): regulation of mitochondrion organization; protein polyubiquitination; regulation of cellular response to oxidative stress
Cellular component (GO): endoplasmic reticulum; cytoplasm; ubiquitin ligase complex
Molecular function (GO): zinc ion binding; ubiquitin conjugating enzyme binding; ubiquitin protein ligase activity
Source: RefSeq, a predicted model, not a curated record
CGCGUCCUAAUAUAACCUGAUAUAUAACCUGCGCGCCUAUGGAAACACGUGUUUACUUCGCAGCUCGUACUUGAAUCUUGGCGAGACACGACACGAGUAAUGAGCUAUUGGUUUAAUUUGGUGAAAAGCGCCUUCCUCGGAAUGUUGCGAAUAUUUUGGUCUAGCAAACGAAAGAUAUCCAACUCUCUAAGCAUAUACAUUAAAACGAAUACGGGCAACACUCUUGCCGUCGAAUUAGAUCCAAAGUGCGACAUAAAGAAUUUAAAGGAGAUUGUCGCGCCUCGGAUGGGGAUGGCACCGGAAGAUAUUAAAAUUAUAUUCGCGGGUAAAGAGCUGCACAAUUCGACGAUAAUAGAGGAGUGCGACUUGGGACAACAGAGCACUUUGCACGCGGUAAGGACGCCCCUGCGUAAAAUGCUGAAUGAAAUGAAGGGUACUGCGAGUCCUAUAGAGGAGUCCCUGUCAGAGGCCUCCAGUUUCAACGACAGUGGUGGCAAGCCUAUGAACGAAACACUUAUGGAUUUAUCCUUGGAUGAGUCGGACCGAGGAAAUUUGUCCUCGAAAGUGCAGCAGGAGAAUCGGGCACAUUUUUACGUAUACUGUUCGGCUCCCUGUAAGGAGGUGACGGUAGGUAAAUUGAGAGUCAAGUGUGCGAGGUGCGGCAGCGGCGCUGUAACCGUCGAUAGAGAUCCUCAAUGCUGGCCAGACGUGUUGCAACCAACAAGAAUCACGGUACAUUGCGAGAGCGACGUUUGUCCCGUAACUGCGAGCGCAUCUAGCGACGAGGCCGAUAAUCAAGUCUCUUACGCACGCUUUUACUUCAAAUGCGCCCAGCAUCCCAGUUUAGGAGAGAACGACCAAGCUGUGCCCCUUUAUCUUGUAAAGCCAAACUUGAGGAACAUCCCUUGUCUGGCUUGCACGGAUAUCAGGGAAACCGUCUUAGUGUUUCCGUGCGAAGCUGGUCAUGUGACUUGUCUCGAUUGCUUUCGCGAAUACUGUACAGUUCGUUUAGACGAGCGACAAUUUCAAUUCGAUACUACCGAUGGAUAUUACACGUUGUCUUGCCCUGCUGGCUGCUCCAAUUCUUUCAUCCGUCAAGUUCAUCAUUUCCAUCUUCUUAACACGGAACAGUAUGAAAGAUAUCAGAGAUUUGGCGCGGAGGAACAUGUUUUGCGUGCCGGUGGCCUUUUGUGUCCAAGGCCAAACUGUGGGAUGGGUAUUAUACCACCUUCGGCGGAGGAUGCAGAGUGCCGAAAGAUUCAAUGCAUCGGUGGAUGUGGCUAUGUUUUUUGCAGAAUUUGUCUGCAGGGAUAUCACGUGGGAGAAUGUGAAUCGCAAAGUCUCGAAACGUCUACGAGUGGUUUUUCUUCAAGAAAUUAUUCCAUAGAUCCUGCCAGAGCUAACGAGGCCAAGUGGGAAGAAGCUAGCAAAAAGGCGAUACAGCUAUCUACAAAGCCUUGCCCCAAGUGUAGAACUCCUACCGAGAGAGACGGAGGUUGCAUGCAUAUGGUGUGCACAAGAGCGGGAUGCAGCUACCAUUGGUGCUGGGUAUGUCAAACGGAAUGGAGCAGAGAAUGCAUGGGCAACCAUUGGUUCGGAUAAGGAUUAUGUAUUAUUUAUAUUUGCGAAAAGUAUGAGAAAUGUAUCCUACAAUAUAUAUAUCCUAUACACGAUA